This is a messenger RNA of Scatophagus argus, 3791 nucleotides long. RefSeq names its product cysteinyl-tRNA synthetase 1 (gene cars1). NCBI's taxonomy places the organism in Eukaryota, Metazoa, Chordata, Actinopteri, Scatophagidae. Gene Ontology annotation, molecular function: ATP binding; cysteine-tRNA ligase activity. The record is from RefSeq and is a predicted model, not a curated record. Gene Ontology annotation, cellular component: cytoplasm. Bases 110 to 2575 code for a protein of 821 amino acids. The transcript is spliced from 23 exons. Gene Ontology annotation, biological process: cysteinyl-tRNA aminoacylation.
CGCUCUCAGGUUCAGACACUUUGGUUCCUGUUCCUACGGUAAUAAAAGUGGGUUCUUCUUCCGGACACGUUAUUCUUGCAUCAGCAUCCAGUCAUUCAGCACCGUGACAAUGUCGACCUCAGGAGAGUCAGCCUUUGAGUGUGGCUUCUUGCUACAGAUAAAAGAGGAGGCCGCGCUGGCUGUGGCCCUGAACGACUACCUAACCUCACGCAGCUACCUGGCUGGGUUCAGCCCCUCCCAUGCCGACCAGGAAGCCUUUAAGCUCCUCCACAGGCCCCCAGACCAGCAGCACGUUCACGCUCUGCGCUGGUACAGACACAUAGCGGCCCUGCAGCAGGACCUCAGCCCUGAGAGCAGCACCAAAGGGAAGCGGGUUCAGCCGCCGUGGUCUCCACCUGCAGGAACUGAUGUUCCCAAACUUCUGCUCUACAACAGCCUGACGAGAGCGAAGGAGCCGUUCGUUCCUCAGAAGGGGAAUAAAGUAACGUGGUACUGCUGUGGACCGACGGUCUACGAUGCCUCACACAUGGGACAUGCCAGGUCCUACAUAUCUUUCGAUAUUCUGCGAAGGAUACUGAGGGACUACUUCAAAUACAAUGUCCUCUACUGCAUGAACAUCACUGACAUUGAUGACAAAAUCAUUAAAAGGGCUCGGCAGAACUACCUUCUGGAGCAGUACAAGGAGAAGCAACCACAAGCUGCUCAAAUACUGCAGGAUGUCCUGAGCGCCAGAGGACCCUUUCAGGCCCACUUGGCUUCGACGACGGACCCUGAUAAGAAGCAGAUGCUGGAGAAGCUCGAUGCAGCUGUUGAAGCUGCUCUGAAGCCCCUGCAGGCAGCGAUGGAGAGCAAAGCAGCAGAUGACGUCGUUCAAUCUCUGGCCCAGGUGCUGUUGGAGAAUUCCAAGGACUUGUUGGCUGACUGGUUGGACAAGCAGUUUGGAAGUCAAGUCACAGAGAAUUCAAUCUUCUCCAUCCUUCCUAAAUAUUGGGAGGGAGAGUAUCAUAAAGACAUGGAAGCUCUGAAUGUUCUUCCUCCAGAUGUCCUCACUCGAGUCAGUGAAUACGUGCCUGAGAUUGUGGACUUUGUGGAGAAGGUUGUCUCAAACGGUUAUGGGUAUGAAUCAAACGGUUCUGUGUACUUUGACACCGUGAAGUUUGAUGCCAGUCUGCAGCAUUCGUAUGCCAAACUGGUGCCAGAGGCAGUCGGAGAUCAGAAAGCUUUACAAGAGGGAGAAGGUGACCUGAGCAUCUCUGCUGACAGAUUAAGUGAGAAAAAGUCCCCCAAUGACUUUGCCUUGUGGAAAGCCUCCAAGCCUGGAGAGCCUUCAUGGGACUCUCCAUGGGGGAAGGGGAGGCCUGGCUGGCACAUUGAAUGUUCAGCCAUGGCUGGUUCCAUCCUGGGAGAGUCCAUGGACAUCCAUGGUGGGGGGUUUGAUCUUCGAUUCCCCCAUCACGACAACGAGUUGGCUCAGUCUGAGGCUUUCUUUGAGAACGAUUACUGGGUCAGAUACUUCCUGCACACUGGGCACCUGACGAUCGCAGGCUGCAAGAUGUCAAAGUCUCUGAAGAAUUUCAUCACCAUUAAGGACGCCUUGGCAAAGAACACAGCUCGCCAGCUCCGUCUGGCUUUCCUGAUGCAUUCCUGGAAAGACACCCUGGACUACUCGUCCAACACGAUGGAGUCGGCCGUCCAGUACGAGAGGUUCAUGAACGAGUUCUUCCUGAACGUGAAGGACAUACUGCGCGCUCCGACUGACAUCACCGGCCGGUUUGAGAAGUGGGAGGCUGCAGAGAUGGAGCUGAACAACAGUUUCUACGACAGGAAGUCUGCCGUCCACGACGCUCUGUGUGACAACGUGGACACUCGCACCGCCAUGGAGGAGAUGAGAGUCCUGGUCAACCAGAGCAACAGCUACAUGGCCAGCAGGAAGAGCGCCAAGCUGAGGCCCAACCGCAUGCUGCUGGAGAGCAUCGCGGUGUACCUCACCGACAUGCUGAAGGUCUUUGGUGCCAUUGAGGAAUCGUCGUCCAUCGGUUUCCCAGUGGGAGGACAGAGUCAGAACGUCGACCUGGAGAGCACAGUGAUGCCGUACCUCUCGGUGCUGUCGGAGUUCAGAGAGGGCGUCCGAAAAAUCGCCCGAGAGCAGAAAGUGAUGGAGCUGCUGCGGCUGUGCGACGUGAUCCGUGAUGACACGCUACCCGAGCUGGGCGUCCGACUGGAGGAUCACGAAGGCCUGCCCACUGUGGUGAAGCUGGUGGACAAGGACACAUUACUGAAGGAGCGAGAGGAGAAGAAGAAGAUGGAGGAAGAGAAGAACAAGAAGAAGGAAGAAGCAGCCAGGAAGAGACAAGAACAAGAGAUGGCUAAGCUUGCGAAGAUGAAGGUCCCUCCAUGUGAAAUGUUCAUCACAGAAACCGACAAAUAUUCCAAGUUUGAUGAAACGGGUUUCCCCACUCAUGAUGUUGAAGGGAAGGAACUGAGCAAAGGACAAGCAAAGAAGCUGCGCAAGCUCUACGAGGCUCAGGAGAAACUGCACAACGAGUAUCUUCAGAUGAACCAAAACGGCAACUGAGUGUGUUUACAGAGCGUCCGAGCCGUCCGCUCUUCACGAUCCCUACAGAAUAAAUUUUACGGCCUCAGCUGCUGGGUCAUCGUUUGUCUCCUGAUUAUCCAUUUCAGAUCAGAAAACUGCUAAAAAAAAACAACUUCUUUUUGUUAAGUGAAUUUCAGAAUGAAGGUUCAAGUUUACACAAGUCUGUGUAUAAUGUUCCGUAAUGGGUUUGGGGGGCGUAGCCAGCAGCGUCUCCAAAUGUUUUAUACGUUCAUGUUUUUCUCCAAAACUGAUAGUCAGCUCAAGGAUUUUUUUUCACUGUAUGAUUUAACUUUAAAACGGCGUCCACAGCUGUGCUUCUUCUCCGAGUGUGUCGACCGCUGACUGUGCAUAAAGAUGGACGCUGUGAGAGCUUCCUAAAAGUGAAGCUAAAACAUCUGAUCCGGAUCCGGGCCGAUCACCGCUGCACAGACUCUGGCUCCAGAUGACAUCACCGGAACAAGAUGGCAGCACUCGUACCAGGGAUAUUUUGGCUUCACUUUAGUACAUUGGGAAGAAGUGGAGGCACGUCGUCCAUCUUUAUAUACGAGAGUAGUCUGGACCUCGUCUUCAUGGACCACAUUGCUCCGUUUGUUGUUUUGUUGGUGGUCCAGGAUGGCGUCUAACACGUUGCUCAAACUCUCCCACCAGAUUUCACAUUAGAGCUGCAACUGACAGGUUCGUCAUCGAUUAAUCUGUCAUUUAUUCUCAUGACUGAUCUUUUAGUUUAUAAAACAUUUUUAAAAGUUUCUCAGAGCCCACAGUGAUUGACGUUUCCUGGUGUCUUUUGUCCCACCAACAGUCCGAAACCCAAAGACUCUUAAGCAAACGGUUGACAUUUUAGAUUAUCAAAAUAGUUGCUGAUUAGUCUACUAAUCAUUGCAGCUCCUGUUUAUGUGUUGAGUUGUGGUGACUGAAGGCCCCAGCAUGUGAUCCACAUCACACCAUUCAGUGGUCCCUGUGUCCUCUAUGGAAACAUCUGCUUUUGUUCUGCUUCUCUACUCAUUCAUGUGUCACCUGUUUGGAUCUAAAGGUCAGAAUUGGCUGAAGGCAGUAAGGCUGCAAGCAAAUGUGUGAAAAUAUCUAAAAUGAUUAAUUGAUAGUCAAAAUAGUUGCAGAUUGUUUUUUGUCUGUCGAGCAGUCGGCUAAUUGUUGCAGCACCUUUUGAAUAAAACUUGGACCAAACUGCCACAGUUAA